This is a messenger RNA of Scleropages formosus (Asian bonytongue), 5208 nucleotides long. Its product is annotated as calsenilin-like. The record is from RefSeq and is a predicted model, not a curated record. The coding region runs from base 452 to 1144 and encodes 230 amino acids. The transcript has 8 exons. NCBI's taxonomy places the organism in Eukaryota, Metazoa, Chordata, Actinopteri, Osteoglossiformes, Osteoglossidae. Gene Ontology annotation, molecular function: calcium ion binding; RNA polymerase II cis-regulatory region sequence-specific DNA binding; potassium channel regulator activity. Gene Ontology annotation, cellular component: nucleus; voltage-gated potassium channel complex. Gene Ontology annotation, biological process: regulation of potassium ion transmembrane transport; negative regulation of transcription by RNA polymerase II.
UCUAUAUAUGGACAUAACAUGAGUGUGAGCUGUUAAAGAAGCACUUUUAUCGGAAACGUGGAGGACUUGCUGCGUAUAUGUUGCUAUGAGAUCCUGACGCGUCCCUUGCGGUUUCUGCUCUCACUCGCUAGCUCCGAUGUGAAGGUGCAAGUUCUCUCUGUCUGUCGGUGCAGGGGCAAGGGGUUCCAAAGCUGGCAUUUGUCUCCCCCUCCAUAAAACCCAAACUGACCUCCUGGGGGUAGCUGUAGGAUGGGACUCGAUGUCAGUUUCCGCACCAGCCUCUCUUGGACUCGGGCUGUCCUGCGUGACCGUGUCCAUCCCAUCUGCCCGCUCCACUCGACUCCACCUCACGUUGGACCACAAUGUUUCCUUGGCUCUGGCCACUUCCGAUAGACUUACCUAGGCCUCCCUGCUAGCAACCCCUUUCCUCCCACUGCUGGCCCAGACGACCAUGGGGAUCCAGGGCAUGGAGCUGUUCGCCAUGGGUGUGGUCAUCAUCCUCUUUGUGGCCGUGCUCAAGCAGUUUGGCAUCCUGGAGCCCAUGUCUCUGGAAGACAGCAGCGACAGUGACCUGGAGCUCUCCACCGUACGCCAUCAGCCCGAAGGCCUUGAGCAGCUGCAGGCCCAGACCAAGUUCACCAAGAAGGAGCUGCAGUCCCUCUACAGGGGCUUCAAGAACGAGUGUCCCAGUGGACUGGUGGAUGAGGAUACAUUCAAGAACAUCUAUUCUCAGUUCUUUCCCCAAGGAGAUGCCACUACUUACGCCCACUUUCUCUUCAACGCCUUCGACAUCGACAGGAACGGCUCCAUUCGCUUUGAGGACUUUGUGAUUGGGCUGUCGGUGCUCUUGAGGGGCUCGGUCACAGAAAAGUUGAACUGGGCCUUCAACCUCUAUGAUAUCAACAAGGAUGGAUACAUCACUAAAGAGGAGAUGCUGGCAAUCAUGAAGUCCAUUUAUGACAUGAUGGGGAGGUACACGUACCCCAGUGUGCGGGAUGACGCCCCAUCGGAGCAUGUGGAGAAGUUCUUCCAGAAAAUGGACCGUAACCGGGAUGGAGUGGUGACCAUUGAUGAGUUCAUUGAGACCUGUCAGAAGGAUGAGAACAUCAUGAGCUCCAUGCAGCUGUUUGAGAACGUUAUCUAGGACAGUGUGGAAAUCCCAGGAAGACUCUCCCACCAUCCAUACCAGUAGCCUCCUUCACCAAGCCUUUAGCACUUGUCUGUUGUGUCCUAGUAGGGGACGUCGAACAUACAAAGGACCACAGUAGACCACACUAGACAAGACUUGUUUUCUAAGUACAACAGGUAGCUUUUAGAAGCACAUUCUGUGUAUGUGAUGCUACAGUGCUCAAGGGAGGAGGAAACGGUGCUUUGGCUCAACCCUUACUUGAACUGCAUGGAAGUGAUGCCAGUAGAGAUUAAAGAAAAAGAGAGAGAAUGGCUGUUCUUCAGACUACGCUCGUUCUUACGCUUUCGUGAUGGGAUCACCGGGAAUGAAGACGAGAAGGGUGCUGUUGCGCUGGGAACGAGAAGGGGAGACGGGACCAGCUCUUCUCGCAGCACUUGCCGGAGACCACAAGUUUGCCGUGUUUAACUCGAGUUCCUGUUUUUCUCACCUUGAGGGUCCAGCAGUAUGGGACGGUCAUGAAGAACAUCUACGAUCACUAUUUCCUCGAGGAUAUACUUCUGCGAGGCUUGUUGCGGCAUGCAGCGGGAGUCCAUUCUCGCGGUGAAAAAGAAGACACUUUAAAAAAAUUAUAACAAUAAUAGAAUUGACUCUCUUGCAAAUUCUGGCAUGCUGUUCCUGAUUUAUUUUUAUAUGCGGUUUGUUUGCACUGAGAAGUGAGAAAUGUGAAGAGGGUAUACUAUUCUCCUUUACCUGCUGGCUUGUCAUUUGAGACCAGAGAGAAUAUGUGUGUUUGUCAGCCAGCCUGUGGUCCAGUGUAUCGAGACGGGCUCCGGGUACAGAGCUGCCGACGGUGAGAUUUGUCAACGUGAGCUGCAGUCGCCAUGUGGAACACGAGCCGGUGACCGAGCCUUUCCAUCCUCUUCAGGCGCAUUCCUCCCACCCUUUGGGAAGGUGUCUUUGGGUUACACAAAGGGUUUUUUGUGUUUUCAUUUUUGCUCUGUCAUGGUCAUUGUCCUCGCCCUUCGUUAGAUUGGUGCGUUCUGUUCUUGCGUCAUGGUUUGUGGUCCGCAUUAAAUCCGGCUCCUCCUCCCUUCCACCCGUCUUCCAUUAUCUACCCUCCGUGGUGGCGCACCAUCGCCCCUCUGAAGGACUCCUUUGACUCUCUGCGUAGUAAAUGACAGUAAUGAACUCUGCCUCUAUAAUACUGUGCGUUGAUAGGGAUGAGUUUACUGACCCGGGAUGUCGCGCAUCUCACAGUUGCGUAUGCAUCAAUACUGGCGUAGCUCCUUCUUCAGGAACUGGUGACAUGGAUCACACCACAGCAGAGCUUUCAAUGCCACGGAAAUCUGCAUGUUUACUAAAGAAGGCAGAUUCCUCAAAGAGACCCGGACUUAUAUUGAAGUCUCAAUAGAGGCGUGUCCUGGAGCAGGGGGAUUAGUCGAAGGGUUACUUCUCGCCACCUCUUGCUGAGCUCUUGGAACUAGAUGUAGCUGAGCGCCAUAGCCGGGAUCUCCCCCAUGCUGCAGGGUUCACAUGUUGCCUCCUGCAUGUCCCCUCUUUGCUGAUCCAGGCUAUAAAUAGAGAGGUGCCGGCGCUCAGGAUGUUUUUGACACGCUGUCCUCGGCUCCGCGUCACGGCCUGCACCUAUCCUCGUUCACGCAACACUGUGUCUGCUCCGCCUUAGCUCCCUCUGCAUGCUCCUUAACCAAUUCGAAGGAGCCCUUCAGAGCCAGCGGUGCCACGUUCUGGAAACGACUACAGUCUCAAAGUCAGAGGAGCAGAGCUUCUGGGUUUUAGCUUUUUCACUUUUCUUACACCAGAACCUGGAAGGUGAUACUCCUGCAAAAUAGUGAACAUCCACCUAUAAACUCCAACUCACUUAAUUCUCAGUGUACUCCUUUCACUGUACCGCGGAGCUCCCGAAGACACAUGGCUCCUUUCACAUCGAUUCCUUUCGCUCUUUACUGUAGCUUUCAUCUCCUUAUUUCUGCCCAAGUUCGAAAACAAAGAGCCUGCUUUCGGAACGGCGAAGCACUCGGGCCGGCUGAGUGAAUACACUCAGGUGAGUUCAGCUUUCUUCACUGGUUCGUCAGCAGGGGGCGGUAUACCGACUUCCUGUCAGGCUGGAGAUGGAGUUCAGGUGUCCUGGUUUUUUUUUUUUUUUUUUUUGCAUGGAAAAACUUCUGUGUAUAUUUCCAAAUAUGAAAGAACAAAAUUAAUAAUACAAAUCGAGUUACAGCUGCAUAUGUAUAGUAAGAGUGAUGACUGUCACCUAAAAAGGAUAGGAGUGAAAGGCUCUAGGAAGGGAACGAAAAAAGAACUGAAUAAGUUAAAUAAAUGAAAUACAAAGGAUGAAUUUACUAUUUUAUUACUCCUCAGGCUGUGGUGCUGCUAAUGUUACAGACAUCCACAUUUGCCCCAGUGGAAGGAGAAGCUCUGGGGGGUUUAGUGGAGAUGUUCUUACUUAAAGAAAUCCUCUGCACUUCACUGUCCUCUGUCUUCCCGUCCACUACUCUCUGCCUUGACUGGCCUUUCAGAGACCAUUCUCGAUCACACGAGCACUUAUUGUACGAACAAGUUCACUACGAUCUAUGUUUCAAAGGUCGGGGCUGGUUGUAAGGGACCACUGGAUGUUUCUGCCUAAGCACAAAUCCGCCACGUAAGAAGCACACGUGUGAACACGCUGCACAGCCGUGUCAUUGACUUUGAGUACCCAAAACCAGUACUCGUUCCCUGUCCCCCUGCGGUGAGUUUCCCCCGAGCCGCGCUCUCGCAUGGUUUUUCAGUGAGGAGGGGCACACGCACCUUAAUGUGAAGUAAGUCCUCCAAUUUUUGUACCUAUAAUGUAGCGAGUGCAAAAGACAGACCUCUGUUUUCUGGUGUUUUGUGUUGCUGUUGUAUAUUUUAAUAUUUAGGAAAUUCCAGUGUUUUUUUUUUUUUUGUUACAAAUCCCCACUAAAUUUAGUAUUGUUUUUAAUAUUUCUUUGAUUUUCGGUUGACACUGCUGUGCUUUCUGUUAUUUAUUUAUUUAUUUUUUGCAGUAAUUUUCUUUACAGGCACCCAGCCCUGACGGCCCAAGGUGCGUGUAGAGGAAGCAGCUGUGCUAAUAACAUGCAUGCUGUAAGAGUGCAGUGGUUCUUCAGGUGACAUGCAGCACACCCUGUCUGUGGUUCGUACCACUCGAGCGUGCAAACAUUUCAGACUGCAUUAAUGGUAUUUGGUAUGGAAGCUUAUGAAACAUAUCAUCUUUUAGAACUCCAAAGUUACGAUUCAUUAAUGUCCUUUAAGACGAUUAGCAUUGAGCCUCAAAUGAAUUGUUAUUUACAUGGAUGACCAAUAUUGAAAAUACAAAACAAAGUCUGUUCUGGUAAAUGUGUAUUGUAUACUUAAGAGGGUUUGAAUCCCAAAUGAAAAUUAAAAUGAAUAAAGAUUCUAACUGUAUGCUGAUGCACUUUUUGAAUUGUCUAGCUCUGAAGAUAUAGUUCAGUGUUGCUCUAUUAAUUUGUAACAUAAAGAAAAGAAUAGUACACAAUAACACUGAAUAAUUUGCUUAGAGUUUCUUUUUUCGAAUACUGUUGUAUAGUUCAUCGGUUACUUUAGUGCUGGAUUUUCACUGAAUAGGUGUAAGGUAAACCCAUGAUACUGUAUUGAACAUAUUUACAAAUCCUCAUAUUGCUGUCUAUGAAUAGGAUUUUUCCUGUCAACUCAUCCCUUUAUACAUUUCCUGCUUGUUCUGUAUGGCACAUGCUUUAGUAUGAAUAAAUAAUUUAUCUUUGUGUGAUUGAUGAGAUAUAUACAUAUAUAUAUAUAUAUAUACAUACUACAUGAAUGUGUAUCUGUGUAUACAUGUGCAACUCAGUUUAUGAAUACAAUUCGGAUUGGAGCUCUGUUCACAACUCGUUUUUUUUUUUUGCUCCAAAGUCUCUUUACACCACAGUCAGUAAAAGCCUGACAAUACUUCCAUCGAUUUAUGGGUUUCAUUCUAUGAAAAUCUGUUAUAGCUACAGUCCAUAAAAAAUAGUUUGUAAAACCUUUGUUCACUGGCACUAUGAGCUGCAUUAAAUUUAAAACUUGAUUAA